GAAUGAACUGUGUAUGACUAUUCUCUAUUAAUUCUCUUUUCACAGGCUCACACCUCUGUCUUUAUAUUUAAAUUACAUUUUAUGAUAAGGCUAGCAAUCUCUCCCAACGUGUACUAUACAGUAUGUAAUUCUGGCCUCUGUCAAUGGAGCAGAUUUGCUUUGAGCCAACAUUUGAAAGGGCUGACUGGAACCUACCAUCCUAUACAUUGUACAGUGUGUGAGAGACCCUGCUUGGCGAGGGGCUUUGGAGCAGGCUGACUGGACAGAGCCGUUGGGACCGAGGCUGUGUGAAAGGAAGGGUGGAGUUUCCACAUCGCAUUGAGUACACACACUGCUGUCUGCAUCACUGUGCAGUACCGCCAGUCCACUGGAGAGGAGUGUCAUAGAAGGGGAGGGGGGUUGCACAACAGCAUACAGGCCGGCACAGGCUACAUUACUAUUGAGAGGGAGGGAUGAGAAUGCUGAAUCAGUGAAACUGCAUGAAAGCCAGGGAGAGGGUGGGAGAGGGUGAACUGCAGGAGAGAGGGAAGGGAAAGAUAGCCGCAAGGGUAAGAAUUGUGAUAUCCUUUUAAAAAAGAGUAGUUAAAUGUAUCGUUGUGAAGGACAAAUAUAAACACAGGUUUACCUUGCAUCUAAGGUUUCAAUAUCUGUAAAUCUCAAUCAAGGUCCAGACAUUCAGUUAAUUUCAAACCAUUCAGUGAAAGUGUGUUUGGUGAUUUUGUUAUAGGUGAAAGUUCAUAGGUUAAACGUUCACGGUGAGCUUGAGGUGGCCGUACACCUUGCUGCAGACCAGGAAAGGAAGCCAAGAUGGAAGGAAGGGAGGUGGUGUUGCCGACUGUGUCCCGCGUUGCACUGUGUGGUGGUACCCAUGGCAAUGAGCUGUCAGGAGUGUACCUGGUGAGAGAGCGGCUGAAGAGGAAGAGGAAGGUGGAAGAAGAAGACCACAUCUCCGUGGUGACCGUGAUGUCCAACCCGCGUGCUGUCCAGCAGUGUCGGAGAUACACAGAGACAGAUCUGAACCGCUGCUUCACCCAUGCCACCCUUAGUGGGCCUGUGACAGACAAAACCCCCUAUGAGAUAGUCCGGUCCCAGGAGCUGAACACCCUGCUAGGUCCUAAAGGUAGUCCAGAGGCCAUGGACCUGGUGUGUGACCUCCACAACACAACCGCUAACAUGGGCCUGUGCCUCAUCGCCUACUCAGACUGUGACUGGAUCUCUCUUCACAUCUACAGAUACCUGCAGAGACAAAUGUCUGACAUACCUGUGAGGUUCAUUCACUUUGACCUUCCCCUCAAUGAAGCAUAUUCCCUCGAUUCUGUAGGCAAACAUGGCUUUGCGAUUGAGAUUGGUCCUCAGGCCCAUGGAGUAGUCAGGUCCAAUAUUUUAUCCACAAUGCAAGAAGGGGUCCAGCACAUGCUAGAAUGGGUCCACCUCUUUAACUCAGGUACCCAAUUUGAAGGAGGAAAAGUGGAUGUGUACACCAUGGUGAAAAAUGUGGACUACCCAAGAGACUUUGAGACCCACGGUAUUACAGCCGCCAUUCAUCCUCAACUCCAGGAUCGGGACUUCUGCCUCCUCCGACCCAAUGACCCUGUGUUCCAGACUUUCUCUGGAGAGACACUAAAGUACAAAGGGACUGAGCCACUCUAUCCAUUCUUCAUUAACGAAUGUGCGUACUAUGAGAAGGGCAUAGCUCUCUCCCUUGCAAGACAGAGGAGUGUCGGGAUACCAUCCAUCCGAUCGGAGAGAGAAGGAGAACAGGGAAAGAGGAAAAGUUCAGCAGAUGAAAUGGAGGAGGAAGAAACAAUUAAAGGGGAAAUGGAGGGGGAAGGCUAUCAGAAGCUAAUGGAAUAUGGAGAGGAGAGUGAUUCACUAAAUGGACAACACAACUGAGAGCUAAUUUCAAGUUCUUGAUAUGAAUUGUGGAUAAAAAAAAAAAAAGUUAUGUAAAAUGAGACACGUUGAUCAAAUGUUAUGAACUUCAAAUAAUAAUAAAAAUCCUUCAUUGAAA
Messenger RNA from Oncorhynchus mykiss (rainbow trout), 2011 nucleotides. The record is from RefSeq and is a predicted model, not a curated record. NCBI's taxonomy places the organism in Eukaryota, Metazoa, Chordata, Actinopteri, Salmoniformes, Salmonidae.